Messenger RNA from Lindgomyces ingoldianus, 1565 nucleotides. RefSeq lists its product as uncharacterized. Lineage: Eukaryota; Fungi; Ascomycota; Dothideomycetes; Pleosporales; Lindgomycetaceae. The transcript has 2 exons. Gene Ontology annotation, molecular function: hydrolase activity, acting on ester bonds. The coding region runs from base 173 to 1240 and encodes 355 amino acids. The record is from RefSeq and is a predicted model, not a curated record.
CGCGGCCCUGCACCAUCCUGGCCUCAAUAUGCAUUUGGGCGGAGCUUCGGCGGAGGGGAGCCAUUAAUUAAACCGUAGUUCAAUCAAGUUCGCCAUCAUUCCAAUACUUAUACCGGUGUUCACUUCCCUGGGUUAGGCCCUUCAGCCGCUUCCCACCAGCCCGGUCUCCAAUAUGCGCAUUUGCUCAUCUUCGACAACGGUCCUAGCUUUGAGUCUAGGGUUUCCCACCGGUCAUGCGCAGCAUGGAAGGUGGGAUGUCAAAAACUUCAAGAGCCUGGUAACGUUUGGUGAUAGUUACACAGACGAAAAUCGGCUGGGGUACUUUAUCAAUCACAAUGGGUCAGCGCCUCCUGUUGGAUGGGAGCAGCCAGUGGGUCUAAAUACGGCCUCAGGCGGCCUCUCCUGGUCCCGCUACGCCUCUAUCUACUCCGGUGCCAGCCUAUACAACUACGCCGUCUCCGGCGCUGUAUGUUCAAACGCCAUCACCCCGCGCUGGUUUUCUGCCAUCAAUGCGCCAUUCCCAGACAUCGCCGGCUACGAACUCCCCGCCUUCAUCGCAGACUCCCAAUACCGACUCCCGAACGGCACAAGGUUCUUCAAAGGCACGCCCCACGACACUGCCUACGCAAUCUGGAUCGGUACUAAUGAUCUUGGCAACAAUGCUUUUUUGACGGACUCGCAGGUCCCGGGGAAAACGUUGGUUGAUUAUGUCGACUGUGUGUACACGACCAUCGACAAAUUAUAUAAAAACGGCGGGCGGUACUUCGUCCUCAUGAAUCUCGCCCCAUUACAACUCCUCCCGCAAUACGCAGUCCCGUCCAACGGCGGACUCGCUGCAACCCAAUACUACCCGAACAAAGCCGGCAGCAACAUCACGGAAAUCUCAUGGCGCAUGUACGAAUCCGUCGCCACAGCCAACGCCAUCUACCAAUACCGAACUCCUUUCGAAGUUUCGUCGUCUUGGGAUGACGUUAAAAUCGCGAAUUUCGACGUCAACGCGCUUAUCACCGAUAUCUGGAGCCAUCCCAAGGAGUAUUUGAAUGGCACCACACCGGCCAAUGUCACAGGAAUUGUGCAUCAGUGUAAUUUGAAAGGUGGCGAUUGUGUGAAGAAUACGAGCCCGGAUAGCUAUCUUUGGUAUGAUGAGUUGCAUCCGAGUGAACAGGCGGAUCGGGUUAUUGCGAGAGAGUUUGUGGGGGUGCUUGGGGGGAAGAGUAAGUGGGCGACGUAUUGGGAUUAGGUGGAAUGGAGCUUGGUGAGAUGAGGUGCGUGGUUGGGUGGCGUGGUAAUUUUUAAGUAAUACAUGGUUCUUGAGGUAUAACGUGGCAUUUGAGGUUUAUUAGCAUGUAUGACGUUAAGAAGGACUUCGGACCUGGAGGGAUUGAGAGAUGAAUACAUCAUAUGAAGAGAUGGUCGUAGAGGUUUUGGAUGGGGUUGGUGAGAUGAAAUGGUUGUAAAGGAUAUAGGAGAUUCGUUACCCAUCAGCUCAAUCAUAUCUAGCGUUGUGAGUUGGUGAGCGGGAUUCAAAAGGAGCAUGUAUUGGCUGGCUUGCUAGUGUUGAUGAG